GCUGUGAGAACUGGAAUACUCGUUGGGGUUAACGUAUAAACCUUGGCAAACUCAAGAUCCCGAGGCUGCACUGACACUGACAGGAUUCCCGUUGAGUCCGUUGCCAUCAAGCAGGUAUCCAGCAGGUUCGGAGCCCGGCACCUAUAAUGAACGCCAGUCUUGACGCUUUCAUCAGCCUCUACCUUCGUCAAACUCGCUGUGACUACAAUGGCACGGAUGAGGCCAUGGCCAUGGUGCGGAGGUGUAACGGCAGCGGCAGCCCUCACUUUCAGAUCCCCGUCUUCUCCGGCGUGGCCAAGGUGAGGGUGGGGAUCACUGCCCUGGUCUUCACCGUCUCCGCCUUCUGCAACCUGGCCGUGCUGUGGACCACCGGCCGCAACCGCAAGAGGAGGUCCCACGUCCGGAUCCUGAUCGUCAACCUGGUGGUGGCGGACCUGCUGGUGACCUUCGUGGUCAUGCCACUGGACGCCGCCUGGAACAUCACCGUGCAGUGGCAGGGCGGAGACCUGGCCUGCCGGCUCCUCAUGUUCCUCAAGCUGAUGGCCAUGUACUCCUGCGCCUUUGUCACCGUGGUCAUCAGCAUCGACCGCCAGUCCGCCAUUCUAAACCCCCUGGGCAUCAGCGAGGCCAAAAAGAAGAAUAAGAUCAUGUUGACGGUGGCAUGGCUGCUGAGUGCCAUCCUCUCUAUCCCACAGAUUCUCCUGUUUCAUACGACAAGCAUCAAUGUGCCCCAAAACUUCACUCAGUGCUCCACUAUUGGGAGUUUCAAAGAACACUGGCAAGAGACCUCCUACAACAUGUUUACAUUUGUUUUCCUGUUUCUCAUGCCUUUGAUGAUCAUGAUAUUCUGCUACACUCGAAUCCUGAUGGAGAUAUCAAAGAGGAUGGCCAAGGGAAACUUAUCGUCGAAGGAAGUGCAUUUAAGACGAUCAAAGAACAACAUACCCAAGGCUCGACUGAGGACCCUAAAGAUGAGCAUUAUUAUUGUGACCUCCUUCAUUGUUUGCUGGACCCCCUACUACCUCCUGGGACUCUGGUACUGGUUCUCCCCAGAGAUGCUUUCUGAGGAAAAGGUCUCGCCUGCAUUGAGUCAGAUCCUCUUCAUCUUUGGUCUCUUCAACACUGUCCUGGACCCCAUCACCUAUGGGCUUUUUACCAUCCAAUUCAGGAAGAGUCUCCAGUGCUGCUGCCACUCGGACAAGACCGCGUCCAACUUAAAUCUCAACACGACGCAGACGGGCUCCUUCAGGUGCUCGGGGUCGUCUUUUCGCCUCAAAAAGUUAAUUGCGCUUGGUCAAGAGGGUCAAAGGUCAAUCGCGGAGAACGAGUCCCACAGCAACAGCAAUUAUUGCAAGAACGGUUAUCUUGAUGCACCGGGAGGCUGCCAGUGAAGGCACUAACACAAGGUGCUGAUGACUGAUCCUCCUGUGGUCCUGAAACACGAAGUACAGAAGACUGAUGUGUCCUUGUGUAGUCUUGCAUUAGGGAGCAGGCCAGUCUAACUGCGAGUAACAGCUUGGUUGGUGUGUGUGCAUGAUUUGAUUUUGCCAACUCUACCUGUGGUCGAACGUUGUUUUCUUUCCCACUUUGGUGACUGCCUUCUUGCCCUUAUACAACAAAGGCACCAUUCUGCCCGUCCACUCCAUCCUAUCCCUGUGUAAGGGCAAUUAAGCCUCCCUCCAUGGCCCUGGUGAUGCAUCACCAUCUCAGAUUCAGAUUCAGAUUCAGAUUCAACUUUAAUUGACAUUGUGCAGUGUACAGUACAGAGACAACCAAAUGCAGUCUGACACUUACCCAACAACGCCUUCUUCGCUCCUCCAUCAAAGUAAAUUGGUCUGAAAAUACUGGUCUUGAAUCAAGAGGAUCCUUGUCAUCAGAAGUGAAGCCACAUAAUGUUCAGACACAUAGGUAUUUAUAAACUGUGGUCUCGUCUCUGUCAGAAGCACCUAUAAAUAUUUCAACUCUUCAAAUAGUUUGGUAACGUUGAAGCUUUCAGAACCUCUGAUGUCGUGUUACUUAUCUUGAAAAUCGGAAAAUGAUCAUAUCCUCCAAUAGCCGACUAGCCUGUCAAACUGGCUGGAGAGACACCACAGGAAGAGUCAAAUGCAAGUGGACCUCCCAGUGUCUGGGCUGGCUGCAAGACGUCCUUCCUCCUGCUCCAUCAAUAUCAAAGCUCAUUCCAUCAACUUCAUGCAGUUGCAUCUCUUUAGAGCACUUUGCGUAAAGUCUGAAGAAGGGUCCCGACCCGAAAUGUCACCAGCCUGAAGAAGUGGUCUAACCAGAAUCGUCACCUAUCCAUGUUCUCCAGGAAUGCUGCCUGACCCGCUGUGUCACUCCAGCACAUAGUGUCUCGCUUUUUAAUGUAAAAUCAAUGUAGAUAAUCAAUGCUUUAAGACAAGGACCAACCCAAAACGCCACCCAUUCCUUUUCUCCAGGGAUGCUGCCUGUCCCGUUGAGUUACUCCAGCAUUUUGUGUCAAUCAACACUUAUCAACAAUCUGCAAAUUGUAAAUGUUCAUCGUUAAUCUGCUUCGGCCCGUCUCCAUUUGACAUCCAAAUCACAGCUGGAAAAUCCUUCCAAGCCCAGUCCUUUACAUUCAGAAUACAAAGUGUAGAUUUAAUAUAAAUUCUAUUUUUUAAUGGAGAUUACUUUCUCCUUCUGUCAACUGUGAUGGGUUUACCACUGCUUUGUGAACGAGUGAUGAUUAUUUUCUCAAUACAUCGACAGGAUUCUUAUUUAAUAAAAUGAUGCCUAUCGAUGUGUAUAACUGUGUGCAUUGUACUUUAUCCAGAGUUACCCAGUCCAAUCUAAACUGACUUUACCAAUUACAGUACUUGUUUGUCUCAACAAAUAAAUACACUGCCAUGUGUGGUUGAUACUGCCUGAUGUGGUUUAUCUUGAGCUCGUAGAUGAGUAUAUGCAUCGUGUAAUAAUUGAUCUCAGUGCAUCCGGAUUAGAAA
Molecule: messenger RNA, 2960 nt
Organism: Amblyraja radiata (thorny skate)
Lineage: Eukaryota; Metazoa; Chordata; Chondrichthyes; Rajiformes; Rajidae
Gene: gnrhr4
Product: gonadotropin releasing hormone receptor 4
Exons: 3
Coding region: 147-1391 (414 amino acids)
Biological process (GO): cellular response to hormone stimulus; G protein-coupled receptor signaling pathway
Cellular component (GO): plasma membrane
Molecular function (GO): G protein-coupled receptor activity; protein-hormone receptor activity; peptide binding
Source: RefSeq, a predicted model, not a curated record